AAUCUGGUGUUCAUGCCCUUAGUACGCGUCUCGUACCUUGACUCCGGUUGUCCUCGCGAGCCCGGUUUGUGCUCAGUAUCCUGUGCACACGCCUUGCAAGUAACCACGCCAUGAGUUUGACUUCCAAUUCCAGCAUACGAGCCCACUCCAUGCUGGGAAUAGACAACUCUUCUCAGAGGCUGAGGCUAACCAGACUAUGCUGAACUUGCUUCUCUCCACCAUUCCCUGGAGCUGGGUUGAAUGGAUUGCAGCAGUUACCAUUGCUGCUGGAACAGCUGCAGUUGGUUAUCUAGCAUACAAAAGAUUUUAUAUUAAAGAUCAUCGCAACAAAGCUAUGGUAAACCUUCACAUCCAGAAAGACAACCCCAAGGUAGUGCAUGCUUUUGACAUGGAGGAUUUGGGAGAUAAAGCUGUGUACUGCCGUUGUUGGAGGUCCAAAAAGUUUCCACUCUGUGAUGGGUCUCACACAAAACACAAUGAGGAAACUGGAGACAACGUGGGACCUCUGAUCAUUAAGAAAAAAGAAACUUAAAUGGACAAUUUUGAUGCUGCAAACUACAUUGUCAUAAUGUUACCUGAUUGUUUAAUUAGAAUGAAUAGCACUUCUGUGUGAUUCACAUCCCCUAGAUACUAGAUGUGAUAUAUUGCAAACUGCAGCUUUCAUAUUCAUGGCAUUUGCCUUACUUGUUGAAACAUCGUGGUGCACAUUUGUUUAAACAAAGAAAAAACAAAAAAAAAAAAAAAGGAAAAAGGAAAAACCAACCUCAUGGCCUGUGGGUUAUUUUGGUCUUGUAAGGAACCAUUUCUUUAAAUUUAAAAUGAUGACAUUAGAAUAUAGUUGAAUGUUGAAGUUAACAUAUGAAAUUAUUCUCAAAAUCAUGUAUGUAGAGAUUGUUUCAAAGAAAAAGUAUCACCUCUUCAUAUUCUUCGUUAACCUGGAAAGUAAAUUAGUAAAUUAGUUGUGAUUAAACUACACUAAUUUCUUAAUACAAUCUAGGAAAAAUCUUAUGACCUUAAUUUUCUUCUUGACAACGGUAACGUCACUGAGAAAAUGUGGCUUCUGUUUUCACAGUUUUCAAUCAAAACAAACUAUGAAUGUCAUUCUGUUUAAUUAUGAGUGAGCCAGGUCAAUAAUGAAGAGGUGGUAACUUCUUUGUAUUCAUCUUCAUGAAUAUUUAAUUGAUCCAUUAAAGGAACAAAUAGUGUAAAUUUAGAUCAAAGUGAUAUUAGAUUUAAAGUCAUUGUGAAGGCUCUCUUAAUAAUGUAGUGUUCUUCUGGAAUUGUAGCCCAAGGAGCAGCAAGCACUUGAACUGGGGAAACUGAAGAAAUUGGAGGACAAACUCUCAAGUCUCUUGAAAAGCCAUACAUCCAUAACAUAAAUGGUAGUCACGAGUCUAGAUCAGAGGUGUGCAGAGAUUUUUCUCCUCAUUUUGGCUAAUCCAGCACAUGGCUAAUACUAGUGAAACUAUUUUAAAGAGAAAAUUAAGAAUUACAACUCUUCUAAAUUGUAUGAUCUUUUUCUUAAAUGCAAGAAUUUGAAGAUAAGUGUUUGCGUAAUAUUCUUCAAAAAAACCUUGCAUUCGUUGCUGGUUCAGAAAACACCAAUGAAAACAAUUUCAAAUAAUAAAUGAAUUAAGACAGGAGUUAAAUAUAUUUCUAAAGAGAGAUUGUUUUGGGUUUUAUACAUUUAGAAGAAAAAAAUAACAAUUCAUCCAUGAUAUAUAUUUAAGUAAAAUAGAUUAUUUGAAGUUGGUAAAAGUACUCAAACAGGUAAAUGUAUACCCAUUAUUUCUUUUAAAAUAAUUGAGUUCUCAGUUGUAGUCAAUGACAAGUUUCCUGUUACUAAAGUCCAAUUACCUUGGAACUCAAAAAUCCAUGAAACUAGAUAUUAAUGUUCCUGUGUUAUAUAUAAUCACUGAUAUUUUUAAAAUGCAUAGUUGUGUAUUACAGUAUUUGUGUAGAUAAAAUUGAUAGCAAAAUUGUGUGCACUGGUUUCAAGUAGCCUUUGUGACUUUUAUUUGGACAGAUUUUAAGGCACAUCAUCAGCUCCACAUCUAAAGUUCUAAAAAUCCUGAUUCUUCCUAUCAUAUUUUUAGGGUGAAUUUUCUCCAUGUCCCCCACCACCACCCCCCUUUUUUUAAAGUAUGAAUAGAUCAACAAAAGAGGAUCAUGCUUUUAAGGAUAGUUUUAAAAAGAAAACUUCCAUAAACUGCUUUCCAAAGUUUCUGGAAAAGGAACAUUCUUUAACUUGACAAACUAAACUAUUCUUAAUUCUGAAUUUGAAAUUAUGUUGUUAGUUAUGUAUUUUUGUAGUUUCUCAAAGAAAAAACCAGUACCAAUUCUCAAAACCAUAUUUUUCAAAGAUAAAGUAUUGUGUGUAUAUGUAUGUGUAUGGUGAAAUUAAAAAAAUGAUCACCUUACUGUAAAAUGCAGAUCUACUUUAACAUUUUUUAUUAGAGAAGUUUUAGGUUUACAGAAAAAUCAUGUAUAAAAUAGAGUUUCCAUAUACCAAUGUAUUAUUAACAUCUUUCAUUAGUGUGUAACAUUUGUUAUAAUUCAUGAAAGAACAUUUUUAUAAUUGAACUAUUAACUAUAGUUCAUCAUUUAUAAUAGGGUUCUACUUUAGCAUUUGAUAGCCCCAAAUAGUUAGGUAUAUGUAUUUUCAGGGUCAUGUUAAAACUCUAUUAUAGGCUUUUGAUCUAGAAUUCCUUCAGGAUAUUAAAACCUUUUCAUGUUACCUAGUUAACCUAAAAAGUAAAGUGAAUGUGAUUAGGUUAAUGUGAAUUUUUCACGCAAAAAUCAUUGCGUCUGAUUUCUGUUGUAAUUACCCUAAAGGUUCUAAUUGCUUUUAUCAUUUGAAGUAUUGUUUGGGAUAUCGACAAGCUAGUUUGCCAAAUCAGUUAUUCUUAUCAGGUAAGUGGGUCCCCUCACCUUGCCACUGCCCCCCAUCACUGCCAUCAUCUUUUUUCUCUAUCUCUGUGUCCCAGUGAUUUCUUAAGAUUUUGUGCUGGGUUGCAAAGUUAUUAGUGUUGUGAAGAAACUUGUUUUGCAUUGAUUAAAGUGACAUUCAUUUGUUCACACAACAGACAUUUAUUAAUCAUCUUCUAUGGGCCGUUGAGAAUGAAACCUUUUGGAGAAUUAGACACUCACAAUUUAGAUGAUAUAAUGUAUAGGUUAUAUAAUUAUAGUUAAUUUAUUAUUUGGGGUUAAUUUCCUUGACAUAUUGUAACAACUACAGUCAUAUAUACCAAAUAUUUCUCUUACAGAGUAGGGGGGAUUAUUUGGUUUUAUAUAGGUUUUAGAGGUGUUUGUUUUAAGAUAAAACAUUGACUAAGAUUCCUGAUUAGCAAUAUGUUCAGUGCUUGGAUGUCUCUAGGGGUGUAUUCCUGUACUAGCCCAUGCUUUCUUUCCCCAGUUCUAACACUAACUGACCUCAGGCAAAGCCAUUCACCUCUCAGCCUUUUAAAUUGAAGUGAUUGUGCUAAAUGGCAUUUUGGGCAAUUGUUCUAAAAUUCUAGGCUCAGCCUAAAUAUCCAGCAGCCCACAAAGAAAAAGAAGGCUAAUGAGUUAUCAACUCUAAUUUUUAUUAUAAGGGUAUUCCAACUUUUGUGGUAUUAAAGUAUCCUUUCUUUUAUUGUGAGCUGGUGAUAGUAGAUAUUAGUUGCUUUAAAUAUUCUUACUUGCCAAAAUAAAAGUUGCCAGCCCUAUGCUGAUCCCACUUUUUUUUUUUUUUCCCCACUGUUCCACUGGGAGCCCCUAAACCAAGGUCCUUUCUAAAGUUCUGGGACUUAUUAAUUAUUUUAUUAGGGUUUUAAAAUACUGUUUUUGUUGAUUUUUUAAAUUUAAUGUGUAUAUUUGAAAUUAUGUGAUUAGUAGCUCAAUGCUCAGUCUUCAUGGAAAGUCACUACUGUUAAAAAAAAAAAAAAAAGUGGUUUGUACUUCCAUUCAG
This is a messenger RNA of Choloepus didactylus (southern two-toed sloth), 3949 nucleotides long. RefSeq names its product CDGSH iron sulfur domain 1 (gene CISD1). Gene Ontology annotation, biological process: regulation of autophagy. The coding region runs from base 197 to 532 and encodes 111 amino acids. Gene Ontology annotation, cellular component: mitochondrial outer membrane; intracellular membrane-bounded organelle. Gene Ontology annotation, molecular function: 2 iron, 2 sulfur cluster binding. The transcript is spliced from 4 exons. The record is from RefSeq and is a predicted model, not a curated record. Lineage: Eukaryota; Metazoa; Chordata; Mammalia; Pilosa; Megalonychidae.